Molecule: messenger RNA, 6163 nt
Organism: Drosophila grimshawi
Lineage: Eukaryota; Metazoa; Arthropoda; Insecta; Diptera; Drosophilidae
Gene: cora
Product: protein 4.1 homolog
Exons: 15
Coding region: 687-5810 (1707 amino acids)
Cellular component (GO): cytoskeleton; plasma membrane
Molecular function (GO): actin binding; structural molecule activity
Source: RefSeq, a predicted model, not a curated record
UUUGCUCUUCGUGCGUAGCAUUUCGAAUAUUUUAACACGGUACGUUACAAGCUGAACAAACGCUGGCAACUGGCAGCAAAUAAGCCAAAAAAAAAGAAAGAAAAACAGCCAAGAGAAUUGCCAGAAAAAUCAAAGCCAGCAGCUGCUGAAAAACGCGCGCAAUUCUCUCGGUGUUUAUAAAUAAAAUAGAAAUAGUGAUUUUUACUGACUUUGUUCUGUGCAGUUUUCACACGCCCACGCCUAGUUCCUCCCCACACCUCCCCCACCAUACUCUCCCCCUUUCAUUCAUUCUCUAUUUCUCUCACACACACACAUUCUCUGAAUUACUCACUCAACGUACAUUUUCAACAGGUAUUCAACGACAACAACAACAACAACAACAAAUUGUCUUUUUUCGUGUUCAAUAGAAAAAAGUGGCCAAGAAUUUGUUUCGAUGUGUGUGCGAAAUCAGCUAGAAUCUUUUGUGUGAAAAGUGAAAACAAAAAACGAAACGAAAUUCAACAAGAAAUCUGAAAGAAAAAAACAACAGCAAAAGCGCCGCAAAGUAUUCAACGCUUCCUUUGGAUUAUUGACUUGAAUUGAAUUUUAAAGCAGAGCUUUGAUUUACUCUCUCGUCGACAAUUUCUUCAACUUUAACUGCAUUCAGCAAACUGUCGGCGUAGCUGAGCUGAACUGAGUCCAGAACGAUGCCGGCGGAAACGAAACCAUCCGCGCCAGCGGAGCCGGAAACAACACCAACCAAGAGCAAAUCGAAGAGCAGCUCAUCGGCAUUCUCGAAGGCCGCGCUAGCACGCGUCUCCCUGCUCGAUGGCUCCGUGCUGGACGUGACCAUUGAUCGCAAGGCCAAAGGUCGCGAUCUGGUUAAUUCGAUUUGUGCAGGCCUGAACAUCAUUGAGAAGGAUUACUUCGGCUUGACCUAUGAGACGCCCACCGAUCCUCGAGUCUGGCUGGAUUUAGAAAAGCCCGUGUCGAAGUUCUUUCGCACCGAUCCCUGGCCGCUGGCGUUCGCCGUGAAAUUCUAUCCGCCGGAGCCGUCACAGCUGCAGGAAGAUAUCACGCGCUAUCAUCUCUGUUUGCAGGUGCGCAAUGAUAUCCUCGAGGGUCGUCUGCCCUGCACCUUUGUGACGCACGCACUGCUCGGCUCGUACCUGGUCCAGUCGGAGAUGGGUGACUAUGAUCCCAAGGAGAUGCCGACACGUGCCUAUCUCAAGGACUUUAAAAUCGCCCCAAAUCAGACAACAGAGCUGGAGGACAAGGUUAUGGAUCUGCACAAGACGCACAAGGGUCAAUCGCCCGCUGAGGCCGAGCUGCAUUAUUUGGAGAAUGCCAAGAAGUUGGCCAUGUACGGCGUGGAUCUGCAUCCCGCCAAGGACUCCGAAGGCGUCGACAUUAUGCUGGGCGUGUGUGCAUCCGGUUUGUUGGUUUAUCGCGACAAAUUGCGCAUUAACCGUUUCGCUUGGCCCAAGAUCUUGAAGAUCUCGUACAAGCGUCAUCAUUUUUACAUUAAGAUACGACCGGGCGAAUUCGAGCAAUACGAAUCCACCAUCGGUUUCAAGCUUGCCAAUCAUCGUGCCGCCAAGAAGCUGUGGAAAUCCUGCGUGGAGCAUCACACCUUCUUCCGCCUGAUGACCCCAGAACCGAACACCCGAUCUACGCUGUUGCCACGCUUCGGCUCCAAGUAUCGUUUCUCUGGGCGCACACAUUAUGAGAGCAAGGCGACACCCGUCGACCGGACGGCACCCAAGUUCGAUCGAGCUCUGUCCGGGGCACGUCUCUCAUCGCGCAGCAUGGAUGCUUUGGCGAUGGCCGAGAAGGAGAAGAUUGCACGCAAGAGCAACACCUUGGAUCAUCGUGGCGACCGUAGCAAUGAUAUGGAUGCACACAGUCGCAGUCCCAUCAAGAAGGACAAAAAGGACAAGCCUUUGAUCGCGGACUUUGACAUAAUGGACGAGGAGAAGGAGGCAAAGUUGCGCGAAAAGAAGCUGAAGGAGAAGGAGGAAAAGGAGCGCAGGGAGCAAGAGAAGCGAGAACAAAAGGAAAGAGAAAAGGCCGAAAAGGCAGCCAAGGCAGCCGCUGCUGCUGCUGCUGCAGGAGUCAAUGGCAAUGAUGAUUUGAAUGACUCCAACAAAUCAGACAAGUCGGGCAGACGUGGCGUUGGUAUAUUCUCGUCGGGUCGCAAGAGCAAGAGCGGUUCACCCUCCAAGGAUGGCAAGGAUAAGGAUGGCAAGGAUAAGGAUAAGGAAAUGGCUCGUCUUGGUCUCGUCGUCACAUCGGGUCUGGGUGAGCGCGAUCCAAACGAGGAUGCCGCCAAGAAGCGCGGCUCAACCACACCCGGCGUCACUCGUCCCUACGAGUAUGCCGUGUCUGCGGAUGGCGGCAACGCCGGCAGUCCCACCCGUAAAUCCUAUACGCCCGGUGGCUUCCGCUACGACCAGGAGCCACAGAGUGGCAAGCAACUUGGCCCGGAUGGUCAGGAACAAUUGUCGCCGGCAUCGCAACAAAAGAAAAUCGGGUUGGCCUUCAACUAUGCGCCUGGCAAUGAGCAUGCGCUGAAGGAGACGGCCGAGAAGAUUAAAUCGGGUCAGCUAUCGCCACGCACCCAGGAUAAACUGAACCGCGGCCAGUUGUCGCCCAAGUCACGGGCACGUCUCCUGCAGGAUGGCAAUCUUUCGCCGACCACACGAGCCAAGUUGCAGGGCAGCGCUGUCGAUGCGGCUGCAGUGCCUCUGCGCGAUAACCAGAAGCGUUCGUACUCCCCGACAAAGGGUCAGCAGGGACAGCAGGGCUAUGCUUCGGGCGCACCCGGCAGCUACAAGCCCAUCAUUGAUCCCACGGCCGAAUUUCUCGAAUCGCAGCGUUACAACAAGGAGCCCGGCUAUGUGGGCGUCGCAGAUGGUGCUAGAAGAGCCGAUUCACCCACAAAGUUGGCAGCGGGCGCAGCCCGUCCAGGUUCAGCUGGAGCACCUACUGCAGCUGGCGCUGGAGCUGGAGCUGGAGCAGCUGCAGCAGCGGCAGCAGCAGCUGCAGCCGCAGCAGCCAAGCCCAAGAAAAAGCGCGUCAAGAUUAUGGUCAUCACAUCGAAAUUCGAUCCGGCAACGAAGCGUAUUGAUGCCGAGAACGGCAGCAUUGAGCACUCCACGGGCAUUCUGGACCCCGCUACAGGUCGCAUCGAUACCAAGUACGGCGUAAUUGAUCCCAAGAAUGGCACCUUGGAGGCACUCAACACGAAGACAGGCAAAAAGGAAGUGUAUCAGGGCGAUGUAGAUCCCAAGACGGGCAAUCUGCAUUUGGUGACGGGCGUCUCUGAUCCCACAACAGGACGUGUCGAUGAAACUUUGGGCCAGAUUAUGUGCAUAACACCGCAGGAUAAUCCCGUUGUUGAGCUGACUGUCAUAACGAGUCGCAUUGAUCCGGCGACCGGCAAAAUUGAUACGGUUAACGGCGAAGUGGAGCGCUCGCUGGGCGUUUUGAAUCUGGACACGGGCCUGUUAGACACUAAAUAUGGUGAGAUAAAUACACGCACUGGCGAACUCAAAGCCAUCGAUCCCAAAACUGGCAAAAUUGUGGUCACCAAGAAUGUCAAGGUUGAUCCGGGCACGGGACAAAUCACCAUUUUGGGCGUCAUUGAUGCGAAAACGAAUAAACUUGAUCCCAAUCAGGGACGCAUCAUUGAGGUCGGUCAGCAGAUCGAUCCGAUUGUGGAGGUCACCUCCUUGGCGGGCAAAUUCGAUGCCAAGAAGAACGUGAUCGAUCCGAAGACGGCGCUCGUUGAGACGUCGGGCGGCCAAUUUGAUCCGAAGUCGGGUAAGAUUGACACCAAAUACGGUCAGAUUGAUUUGGUGAAGCACACCAUAACCUACACCGAUCCCAAGUCCGGCAAAACGGUAACCCGUGACAUUAAAAUCGAGCCAUCAACGGGCCAGAUUGUGCUGAAGAACCAAGUCAAUCCAAAGAACAAUAAACCGGAUAAGGAUUAUGCGAGAAUCAUCUCGUUGCGCAUUGUGCAACAGCGCGUGGAUCCGGCGACAAAGGCGCCCAUUUCACAGGUCAGCGCCGCCAAGGACAAGGACAUCAUUGUCGAUCCCAAGUCGAACCAGAUCUGGGUGCCAACGGGCAACAGUGAUCCGAGCACCAAGGAACUCCAGUACAUUUCCAGCAGUGUCGAUCCCAAGACCGGCUAUGUCAUCACAAUUUACGGCUAUUUGGAUCCGAAGAGCAACGAGAUCAAGAAACAGACCAAGCUCGACCCCAACACCAUCAAAAUCGAACCGUUGUCCGGCAAAAUCUAUACAGCCACCGGUGAAGUGGACAAGGCGACGGGUGAACCGCUUUAUGCUGCGACUCAGGUGGAUCCCGAAUCGGGCGAGGUGUAUACCAAGUUGGCUCGCGUUGAUCCCAAAACGGGCAAAAUUGUCAUUGUGCGGAUCUUGCUCAUCUCGAAAACGGAUGAACGUGGUCGUCCCGAGGAGGUUGAUCCCGAGACAUGCGAAAUAGAUCCGGUGUCCGGGCGUGUUCUUAAGUUCUUCAACAAAACGGUUUAUGUUUAUAAUAUGGUUGAUCCGCUAACUGGUGAAAUUGUUCAGGUCGAUCCCAAUGAUCCACGUUUCGCUGGCGCACGCACCACAGUCACCCACACGAUGACCCUAACUGGUGAGAUUGAUCCGGUGACGGGACGCAUUAAGAGCGAAUAUGGCGAUAUCGAUCCCAAUACGGGUGACAUUGAUCCGGCCACUGCUGUCACAGAUCCAGUCACCGGCAAGCUAAUACUCAACUAUGCCCAAAUCGAUCCCUCGCACUUUGGCAAACAGGCCCAGGUGCAGACGACAACAGAAACGGUUCCCAUUACCCGUCAGCAAUUCUUUGACGGGGUCAAGCACAUUGGCAAGGGCGCGUUGAGACGCGACUCCGAGGGCAGCUCGGGCGACGACGAUGAUAUGACUAAAGAGUAUGGCACGGACACUGUUCACGAUAUUGUGCUCAGUCCAACGAAUCAGGCUAGCAAACUGGGCGGCAAACCAGGGAGCACACCGACUGUGGUCAAGACGACAACGAAACAGGUGCUGACCAAGAACGACGGCGGCGUCACACACAACGUCGAGGAGGAGGUGCGCAAUCUCGGCACCGGCGAAGUCACCUACUCGACACAGGAGCACAAGGCUGAUGCAACACCCACCGAUCUGAGUGGCGCCUAUGUCACGGCCACCGCAGUCACCACACGCACCGCCACCACGCACGAGGAUCUCGGCAAAAAGGCGAAGACGGAACAGCUCGAGGAGAAAACAGUGGCCACCACACGCACCCUGGAUCCCAGCAAUCAGCAGCAGCGCGUCGUCACCCAGGAGGUGAAGACGACGGCGACGGUAACCAGUGGCGAUCAGUAUCAGAGACGCGACAGCGUUUCAUCGACCAGCUCCGGCGACUCUGGCACACCCAUCGAUGGGCCAUACGAUGGCUCAAGCGUGGCACGUGGCACUGACAAACAGAAAUCUCCGCUAACUGCAUCCACAUCUGGGCCACAUGUGGAGAGUACUCGUGUGGUGCUCGGCGAGGAUACGCCCGGCUUUUCAGGACAUGGCGAGAUCAUCUCCACCCAAACCGUGAGCAGUAAAACCCGCACCGUAGAAACGAUUACCUAUAAAACCGAACGCGAUGGCAUUGUUGAGACCCGUGUGGAGCAGAAGAUAACUAUUCAAUCCGAUGGCGAUCCAAUCGAUCAUGACAAGGCUCUGGCUGAGGCAAUACAAGAAGCGACAGCCAUGAAUCCGGACAUGACAGUCGAGAAGAUUGAAAUACAACAGCAGACGCAGUAGAUUUUAUAAUUAUUUUUAAACAAUUACGAAGUAAAAAACACAGCACAGCUUCUACAAUCCACAUACGAUCCACACACGCACCACCAACACACACACACACAAUCAAAAUACACCGCACAUCGAGUACACCUUUUAUACCACAUACUCACAUAAGUUUAUAUACAAACAGACAGACAGAUAGAUAGAUCUGAAGCCAGACACAUGACUAUAUAUAUAUACGAUAUAUUUAUAUAUAUGUACGAAAGAAUUCAAAAUCUAUAUGCUAUAUUGAGCUAUCCAUAACGUUUUUCUGGAGCAAUUACAUCCAUAUGUUUAUAAUUUUUUUAUAUAUUACAAAUACAAACUGUUGUUUA